Dioscorea cayenensis subsp. rotundata (Guinea yam) is the source of this 1620-nucleotide messenger RNA. RefSeq names its product KRR1 small subunit processome component homolog. The record is from RefSeq and is a predicted model, not a curated record. Gene Ontology annotation, molecular function: RNA binding. The transcript has 12 exons. Gene Ontology annotation, cellular component: small-subunit processome; nucleolus. Lineage: Eukaryota; Viridiplantae; Streptophyta; Magnoliopsida; Dioscoreales; Dioscoreaceae. Bases 107 to 1264 code for a protein of 385 amino acids.
UCCGUUAUCCAUCUUCGUUCCCUCGCUUCCCUAAUUUGCAACUCCGCCGCCGAACACCACCGUCCUCCGCCCACUCGCCGGAGCCCUAACUAACCCUUGAGCAUCCAUGGAUGCCGAAGUCGGAGGAGAAGUGGAGAAGAAGGCGAAGAAGCACAAGGGAAAGCAUGACAAGCCCAAGCCCUGGGAUGACGACCCCAACAUCGAUCAUUGGAAGGUGGAGAAGUUCGAUCCCUCGUGGAACGAUGGAGGGAUGCUUGAAGUCAGCUCCUUCUCCACCCUAUUCCCCCAGUACCAAGAGAAGUAUUUACAACAAGUAUGGCCCAAAGUGAAGACAGCAUUGAAAGAGUGUGGGAUUUCUUGCGAGCUCAAUCUGGUUGAGGGAUCGAUGACUGUUUCCACUACUAGGAAGACCAGGGACCCAUACAUCAUUGUCAAGGCGAGGGAUCUGAUCAAAUUAUUAUCACGAAGUGUUCCUGCACCUCAGGCGAUCAAGAUAUUGAAUGAUGAUAUGCAAUGCGAUAUUAUAAAGAUAGGCAGCCUCAUACGCAACAAGGACCGUUUUGUGAAACGGAGGCAACAUCUGUUAGGGCCCAACUUAUCAACUCUUAAGGCUAUUGAAAUUUUGACCGGAUGUUAUGUUCUAGUUCAGGGAAAUACUGUUGCUUCUAUGGGUUCAUUCAAGGGCCUAAAACAAGUUAGGAGGAUUGUGGAAGAUUGCAUUUUGAAUGUAAUGCAUCCAGUGCACAACAUCAAGAUUCUCUUGAUGAAGCGUGAGCUUUCUAAAAAUCCAGCACUAGCUAAUGCGAGCUGGGAUAGAUUCCUUCCUAAAUUCAAAAAGAAGAGCGUUAAGCAUAAGAAGGUAAAGACUAAGGAGAAGAAACCUUACACACCUUUCCCGCCACCUCAGCAACCCAGCAAGAUUGACCUCGAAUUAGAGAGUGGAGAGUAUUUCCUAAGUGACAAAAAGAAAUCAGCAAAGAAAUGGCAAGAAAAGCAGGAGAAGCAAUCAGAAAAGACUGCUGAAAAGAAGAGAAAAAGAGAGGCUGCCUUUGUCCCACCUAAGGAACACGUGGGUCGUGUAUCUGAUGUUACUAAAUCAGAUGACAACAAGAGUGAAAUGGCUGAAAUGGCUAUGUCCUUAAAGAAAAAAGCAAAGGAAUUUAAGAAGCAUGAAGCUCAUGAUAACAUCAAUGCUGAAUCAUUCAUCGCCGAUACGGCAGAACCACGGGAAAGCAAGAAGCGGAAGAAGUCUCACCAGAUUUGAUGCUUGUACACUUCAAAGUCAAGGAGCUAUCACUUGGUUUUGCUUUGCUUUGCUUUGCUUUGCUUUGCUUGAGGGGUAUGGAUUUUUACUGUUGGUUUGACAAACGUGUAACUUUUAAUACUGGUGUCCAACCAUUGUUGAGGGUCUUAGUAAGAUGUGAUGGGAUCUGAUCUUUGAUCUUCAAGUUGUUCGCUGGACGGAGAACCUCUCAAGUGGCUUGUUUUUGCCCCCCUGGUUUUAGCUUCUCCUACAUGUGAUCUAACUGUAAAACCAAAUCAAUUAUCAGAAACACGUCUCUAUUUUUAAUCAGUGUGAAUGGUGACAGAAACGUGAUCAAUUACCCACAAAAACACAAA